AUGGCAGCACUGUUAGAAAUCAAAGUCAAAGCUCAUAAGGCUCAUAAGGUACUUGUAAAUGUAUUCCCAGGUUGGCAUUCACUGAAUAAUUAUUCAUGGGCUGUAAAUGGUAGAGUUUGGAUAGUGUGGAAUCCAAAUUAUUACCAGAUUACUCAUAUUAGAUCUACUUCUCAAUCAAUUCAUUGUCUGAUAAAUGGUAACAAUGGGACACUGGUAUGUUUUAUUACUGUUAUAUAUGCAUAUAACUCUAUUGAACAGAGAAAGGUCUUAUGGGCAGAACUAUCAAGCAUUGAACAAAUGGUGGAUAAACCUUGGUUAAUUGCUGGUGAUUUUAAUGCUGUGUUAUAUCCAAAUGAUAGGGUAUAUGGUGCACCAAUCUCUCUAGCAGAAACUCAAGAUUUUUCAAAUUGUAUUCAUAAGCUGCAGCUGAAUGAAGUACCAUGGAAGGGUGAUUAUUAUACCUGGUCAAACAAGCAGUUAGGAACUGAUAGAAUUUGUAGUAGAAUUGAUAGAGUCUUUGGCAAUCUUGAUUGGCUGAUGACUUGGGGUCAUGUGAUUACUAAGUAUGAUCUCCCAUAUUUUUAUGAUCACUCUCCUGUGAUACUCACAAUUGCAAACAACCGGUGGACAUGCAAGGUAUCUUUCAGAUUUUUUAAUAUAUGGGCAGAACAUAGUACUUUCAUGGACAAAGUUGCAGAAAUAUGGCAAAAACAUAUGGCUCCAGGAACAAUGGCAAAUAUCUGGGGAAAGUUGAGAGCAUUGAGGCAAGUAUUGAAAGAUCUGAAUAUUGAGGAGUUCAAAAGCACAACCACUAAGAUAAAUGUAGUUAGACAAGAAUUGUUGCAAAUACAGGAACAAAUCAAUCAACAGUGCACUGAUGAGCUACUAUGUAAUGAGAAGCAAACUUUAUUGGAUAUUGAGAAAUGGAGCCUUGUUGAAGAAAGUGCACUAAGACAAAAGUCCAGAGCAAAAUGGAUACAACUAGGAGAUGGUAAUAAUAAAUAUUUCACAGCAGUGAUCAAGGAGAGAACUAACAAGAAGAUCAUGCGUGAGCUGACUUCACUUAGAGGCACCAAACUGAACACACCAGAAGCUAUUAAGGAGGAAGUGGUAGAGUUUUAUAAGGCACUAAUGGGAUCCAGCACUACAUCUCUACCUGUUGUAGAUAGGAACACUAUGAAGAAAGGAUCCACAAUUACUUAUGAGCAAGGAGUUGCAUUAUGUGAAGAUGUUAUGGAUGAGGAAAUCUGGAAGGCACUAACCUCUAUUGGAGAUGAUAAAGCACCUGGAGUGGAUGGUUAUAAUACGUAUUUUUACAAGAAGACUUGGAGUAUCACCAAAGAUGACAUGUUGAUGGCUAUCAUAGAGUUUUUUCAGACUGGAAAAUUGUAUAGACCAGUUAAUUGCACUGUUCCAGAGAAUUUGUGUUUUCCUCAGAAGUUCAUUCAAUGGAUCAUGGAAUGUGUUCAUACUGUGAAUUAUACAAUCAUGGUAAAUGGUGAGACCACACCACCCUUUAAUGCUGCAAGAGGGCUUAGACAAGGAGAUCAUAUCUCUCCUUACUUAUUUGAUAUAUCUAUGGAGUAUCUGAGUAGAUGCCUUGCUGAAUUUUCCCAAGCAUCAGGACUGCAGGCAAACAUGAAUAAAAGCUCAAUAUAUUUUGGUGGGGCUGUUGUGCAAGAAAAACUGAAUAUACUCCAGCAAAGUGGUUUUGGAUGUGGUGAUUUUCCUUUCAAAUAUCUUUGUGUCCCUCUUUCCACCAAGAAACUGACUAUUAUGCAGUGGUCGCCCCUUGUGAAUAAAAUUAUUGCUAGAAUCUCUUCCUGGACUGCUAAGAAGCUAUCAUAUGCAGGAAGAAUACAACUGGUUCAAUCUGUGCUAUUUGGUAUUCAAGCAUACUGGUCUCAACUCUUCACCAUUUCUGCAAAAGUUCUCAAACUUAUUGAGUCAUACUGUAUAAGUUUCACUUGGUCAGGAUCUAAUACUAUUACUAAGAGAGCAUUGAUAGCAUGGGACAAAGUGUGUUUGCCUAAAUCAGUUGGAGGCAUGAACCUCAUUAACAUCAGGAUGUGGAACCAAGCUGCUAUUGCAAAAACCUAUUAG
Molecule: messenger RNA, 2103 nt
Organism: Solanum tuberosum (potato)
Lineage: Eukaryota; Viridiplantae; Streptophyta; Magnoliopsida; Solanales; Solanaceae
Exons: 3
Coding region: 1-2103 (700 amino acids)
Molecular function (GO): catalytic activity
Source: RefSeq, a predicted model, not a curated record